This is a messenger RNA of Porites lobata, 1061 nucleotides long. NCBI's taxonomy places the organism in Eukaryota, Metazoa, Cnidaria, Anthozoa, Scleractinia, Poritidae. The record is from the annotation of a GenBank genome assembly.
GGAACGAUCUGACUUGGAACGAUGUCAACGAUCUGACCAUGGAACGAAAUGACCGGUUACCGUCAUGCAGACUAGCAGACAGUGGAAAGUGACACCUUUUGUACGGAAGAGUAUUCGGAAAAAUCACCAUUGUCGUCUGAAAUUCAUUGUUACGUUAAAAAUAGAAAAGGUUUGCAUGUGAGGUUUUUACUUCAGGGGCAACUCCAAAACUAGUUCGUAAACGAGGGAAGGUGUAUCUGUCGUCUAAGCAUCAGAGCACAGGCGAUUUAGGUGGAAUGAGAUAUCCAAAUAGGCUUCUAAGUAAGAAUUUGUCUCUCUGUACAUGUAAUUAUCCAUUUUAUAGUGCUUAAAACAGUUUGAAUCACCGGUUUAAUUUUGGCCAAUUUAACUGAGCUUUGUGCUGAUAUAGAGAAGAAUCCAGGACCUUCAGUUUAUGUAGAUGCUACAAAAAACAAUUAAUGCUCCACACUGUCAAGGAAAUGUUACAGGAUUUGGGGAGAAUGGUGGACAAAGAUGUGUCGCAAUGAGUCUGUGCGCUUUAAUUUACAGUAAGAUAACAAAGGUUACUUCAGUUGAUGAGAUGACUCAAAUAAUGAUUGUUGGUAUUCAGUUAUGGUCUAGUCUGUCACUGCUUGCAAGACAAUCUAUGUUAAUGUUAACAGAAUUGCCAGGAAUGGUUACAGUGUUUGAGCAAUUUUUCCACCUUGAAUACAGUGACAGUUAUACUUGUAACACCCAUCACUACUGUAUAUGCCACUCACAGGUUACAGCAUUUGAAACACUCUUGGCACUGAAAUACAACUCAUUCAUUUUAACGGUGGUAAUUAUUGGGGUUGGUAUCUACGGCACUGAGGCUGGGGGAAUAUAAUGUAUUUGAUUCUCAUGCUAGAGAUAUGUAUCAUAACAGUCAAGUGAAGGGACAUGUGUAUUGUUGGAAAUACCAUCCAUGCAUAAAUUAGUACAAUAUUUUCAGACUCUACAUAGGAAUGAGGAUAUUUGUGAACUUAAAGGUGUACAUAUUGCCACCUUUGAACCUCAUCUUUUCUCAAGCAAUGUUGAAA